Molecule: messenger RNA, 550 nt
Organism: Scatophagus argus
Lineage: Eukaryota; Metazoa; Chordata; Actinopteri; Scatophagidae
Gene: uqcr10
Product: cytochrome b-c1 complex subunit 9
Exons: 2
Coding region: 62-253 (63 amino acids)
Biological process (GO): mitochondrial electron transport, ubiquinol to cytochrome c
Source: RefSeq, a predicted model, not a curated record
UCACUAAGAGCGCAGGAAGCAUUUUGUCUCAGCAUCCGUUCCUGCGCACUACCCAACCGUCAUGGCGCUGGCGAAGUCCGUCUACCAUUUGCUCUUCAGGAGAACGUCCACUUUUGCUGUAAGCAUCAUGGUUGGAGCGGUUUUCUUUGAAAGACUGUUCGACCAAGGCGGCGACGCGAUUUUUGAGCAUAUGAAUCGCGGGAAACUAUGGAAACACAUCAAACACAACUACGAGAGCAAAGAAGAAGAGUAAGACGCGGCUCCGGGGAUAUCUAAGGCUGAAGUGCAACUGUUGUCACACUUCCUUUAUCCAUUCUUCCUGGACUCCACACCUGAAUCAAGCAUCAGUCAACAUGGACAGUGUGCUCAGAGUCAUACCCAGGCUGGCAGUGGCUACCAGAGGACCUGUCUGAGCUCAUUGACUGUCCAGAUCAUCACAGAGGCAGAGCAAUGGUUUCUUCGUGCACCCCCUCCAUCUUGUUAUUUGUAAUGCCUUUAUUCUCCUCACAGAUUGUAAAUGGUUAAAUUAAACAUAUGUUAAUGUCUUAAA